AUGCCGCCGAAACGGACGCACGAUGAGCCACAGCCCGGCUCGCUCAAGGAGAAGCUGCAACACCUGCAAGCCUCCAAUGCCAAUGCCCGCGGCCGUCGCAAUGGUGGCGCAAACACGAUGAACGGCAGCAGCCUCAAGGAGGUUGACAAUGCCUCGACCAACAGCGGCCAGACUUCUCACGACUCGAGUUCGUCGUCGUCAAAUAUCAAAUGGGCCUCGCAAGACGCCUCGGUUCUUCAAGGCUACCGCCGAGCCUAUCGUCUCGACACACCAUCCGCCUUCAAGAAUCCACUGAGCCACGUCGUGCUCAAUCAGGGCAUCGGCCGCUUCUCACCCACAAUGGCUCGGCCCAAAUCAAAGCGUCGGGUACACAAGGAUCAGCUGGCGUUGGCAGUGCGCAAGAACUUCAACGCGCUGGCUGUCAAUGAGGGCGAUGUCAUCAUUGACUGGCUAUACAAGUCCAAACACCAGGACAAAGAGUUUCGCGUUUGGCGGGAGCCACCUGAUACCACAUAUUAUGAGCAUGAGCAUUGGGACGGCGUUUGGAUAUCUGGGCUUGCGUGA
This is a messenger RNA of Plenodomus lingam JN3, 564 nucleotides long. RefSeq lists its product as uncharacterized. Gene Ontology annotation, molecular function: transcription coregulator activity. Gene Ontology annotation, cellular component: histone deacetylase complex. Lineage: Eukaryota; Fungi; Ascomycota; Dothideomycetes; Pleosporales; Leptosphaeriaceae. Gene Ontology annotation, biological process: regulation of DNA-templated transcription. The record is from RefSeq and is a predicted model, not a curated record.